AUGCCGUCCGCUACUCCCACCAUUGCAGAGAAAUCUGGUUCCAAGAGAAAGACUGCACCAAUAAAGAACAAUUCUUCGAAAGAAAAUAAGAAAGCUAAAACGACUUCCGAAUUAGAGAUAAAGAGUAAAUCAAAAACAAAGUCUACUUCACCAAAAAUAAUCAAGGAUAAAGGUGAGGAAAAUUCUCACGAGUCAACCCUCAGGAGAGCCAUCCACAACAAUGUAGCAAGCAAGGCAUUAUCAGAAGAUGAUGAAAAUUUCGACGAGGAAUCGUUGCCCAAAGCUGAGGAUGGGUUGCAUCCAGAUAGAGUAAAGGCUGUGGCACAAAAUAAUCAAUCCUCCAGAGAAGCACAUGCAAAACAGAAACAACUGGCAUUGGAAAGAAAAGCUGCAAAACCACUAGCAGACGAUCUUGCAAGAACUAAAAAGAUAUGGGAAAGGCUACGCCGAAAAUCCCACGUUCCGCUUGAUGAAAGAAAGCAACUAGUCACUGAACUUUUUGCAAUAAUAACUGGGAAAGUCAAGGACUUCGUGUUGAAGCACGAUAGUGUUAGAGUUGUGCAAACUGCGAUUAAAUACGCAAAUCAAGAGCAAAAGCGAACGAUUGCAAAAGAGUUAGCGGGGACGUAUCGGCAACUUGCAGAGAGUAGGUACGCUAAGUUUCUGAUCGGAAAACUACUAGUCCAGGGAGAUGAUACCAUUAGAGACAUUAUUGUUCCUGAAUUUUUUGGCCACGUGCGGCACCUUAUCAAGCACUAUGAAGCCUCAUGGAUACUUGACGAUAUUUAUAGAGGAAUAGCGACUAAACAACAAAAGGCCUCACUCCUAAGGGAGUGGUAUGGUGCCGAGUUUGUACUUUUCCGGAAUAUCUCGGAUCAGACAACAGAUCAACUUUCAGAAAUACUGGAGGCUGACCCCGGAAAAAGAAGUCCUAUAAUGCGCUCUCUUACAGAAAUGAUUAAUCAGCUCAUACAGAAAAAGAUGACAGGCUUCACGCUUCUUCACGAUGCGAUGCUUCAAUACUAUCUGAAUAUCAAAAGUGGCACUAAUGAAGCUACUGAAUUUAUAGAAAUGAUCACUGGUGAUGAGGGAGAUCUAUGCAAAAAUCUUGCAUUCACAAAAUCAGGGUCUCGGUUGAUGGCUCUCAUCCUCGCACAUACAACUGCCAAAGAUCGAAGGCGAAUCCUAAAGGCCUACAAGGAAACUUUUCAGGCAAUGGCUACCGAUCAGCACGGACACAUUGUUAUACUCGCAGCGUAUGAAGUUAUAGAUGAUACUGUUCUAACAGCGAAAUCAAUAUUUCCAGAGCUAUUGAGCAAAGAUACCGAUAAACAGACUGAAAAUAUAGUCUCUUUCGUGAAUGAUCUCAACGCUCGGACCACCAUACUGUACCUAUAUCAAGGGCGGUCAAAAGCACUCUUUCCAAAUAGCCAUUCUUCUGACCUAGAUAUUCUUACAGAAAUUGACGUAGCUCGUAGCUCUACCAGUAAAAAAGAUCCAAUCAUUCGCAGAGCUGAGCUAGCCAAAAGCUUAUCGCCAUAUGUCCUCAAAGCUAUCGAAAAUGCAGCGUCAGAUCUAGUACAAACAUCGUUUGGGUGUCAGUUCAUAACAGAGGUACUUUUUGGAUCGGAUGGCGAUAAGUCAGCCGCUUUGGAAUCCGUUGCAUCUACAGCAGUAGGAAACCCUUCGUCUUUAUAUACAGACGCUGGAGACGAGACGGAAACAAACGCCAUGAAUCCUGAAACAAUCGGCCAUAUUGGUACUAGGUCACAUGGAGCUAAGAUGCUCAGGUCACUUAUUGCUGGCGGUAGAUUUGACCCUAAGCGCAAGGCGAUUGAUCCAAUCGUACCUGCACUUAACUUUCCAGAUAUUCUAUACCCACACAUCAAGGAUCAUAUUGUUGAAUGGGCAACGGGUCCAGCUUCUUUUGUUAUACUCGCGUUAAUCGAAUCAGAUAACUUUUCGCACAAAGAGAAAGUGAUGGCGCAGUUGCGAUCUGCGACAGAAAAAUUACAAAAAGCUUCUAGUGAUGAAACCUUGGGGCAAAAAGCAUCCCGAAGUGCUGUGGAAGAAGGGAGUACGAAGAAUAAGAACUUUGUCACGGGCAAGAAUGAUAAGAAAUCUUUGUCAUCGAAGAAACAGGUCCAGAGUGGAAAUAAAGGAUCGCAAUUAAUACUUGGCCUCUUGUAA
Messenger RNA from Blumeria graminis f. sp. triticale, 2190 nucleotides. NCBI's taxonomy places the organism in Eukaryota, Fungi, Ascomycota, Leotiomycetes, Helotiales, Erysiphaceae. The record is from the annotation of a GenBank genome assembly.